Rhopalosiphum maidis (corn leaf aphid) is the source of this 1512-nucleotide messenger RNA. RefSeq lists its product as uncharacterized. The transcript has 6 exons. Gene Ontology annotation, molecular function: protein binding. NCBI's taxonomy places the organism in Eukaryota, Metazoa, Arthropoda, Insecta, Hemiptera, Aphididae. Bases 56 to 1495 code for a protein of 479 amino acids. The record is from RefSeq and is a predicted model, not a curated record.
UGUAUCCAAAACUAAAAUAGUCGAUGGUAGUUUUUAUGAACAGUAUGUUUAUGAAAUGAAACAAAAACGAGGAUCUAGUUUAAUGACUAUUGUUAUUCAAGAGCCCAAAAAUUUAGAAGAAAAUUCUGAAAUGAAUGGUUCAUUUAAAGAAAUGUCAACUACUCUCGCAUCUAUGCAAACAUUAAACUACAUGGUUAAAGCAUUGGGACACGUUUUUAAAUAUUUAACUACACGUGAGCUUUUAUCCGCUUCUAGAGUAUGUACCACCUGGAAUAUAAUUGCAAUGAACAAGUUUUUAUGGCAAAAUUGUCGUUUAAAAAAUUCUAUGGUCUAUGACUGGGAAAGGUUUGUAGACUCGAUUGAUCAACAAAGAACUAAUACGUUAGAUACUAGACGAAUGUUAUUACCUGUACAAAUUGAUGAAUUCAAAAAUUUUUGGUUGCAUUUUUCCAAAGCAAUGAAAAGAGCACAGAAUUUAAAAUUCAUUGAAUUGUAUAGAUGUCCUACCCAUGUAGUUGAAGAUAUUAUUCACUCAUUACCUCAACUUGAAGUACUUAAUGCAACUUCAAUAAAAAAUCCAAAUGUAACAAAAGAGACAAAAAAUCCCCAUGAUCUUAUGGCCCUAAACUUAAAUUAUUUAGGCCAAAUGACAAACCUCACUGAGUUAAGACUAAAAGGUUUAACUGGAAUCAAAUUAACGUCAUUGCCAUCAUUUGAAAAUUUAAUAAAUUUAAAUAAAUUUUCAUUAACCUCUAUAAAUUCAUUUCCAAAAGACAUCUGUCAGAGUUUGGAUACUAUUACUGAUAACAUAAAGUUUUUGGAAAUUGGUGAUUGCGAUGUCUUAUCAAAAGAUUUUGCUGUGUCACUAAAAAGAUUUGUCAAUUUGAAAUCGUUGAGACUGGAAAAUUGUUGCGGUAAAUGGGAAAGUUAUGUACACGACGUUUUUACUGCUAUAAGGGGUCUUGAAAAGCUUACUAUUCUGGAAUUAGUAAACAUAGAAUUCAGUAAUUGUGUUGAAGAUGAAUUGGAAAAAUGUGUUGGCAUUAAAGCUUUAUUGAUUAUUCCUGCUUAUAUGAGCAAAACUGCAAUCACCAACUGCCACUUGAUUGACUGCCUCGAGAAACUCUCCAAGACAUUAACACACUUGGUUUGGGGAUUGACUCGUGAAUUACUCAAUGUUACUGACAUAUUUAUAACUACAUGUCAACAAAACCAGCAUAUUAUUGGUUAUAAUUUAGAAUUAUCCCAUAUCAACGAAAAUACCAACUACAUACCUAUACUAAGGACAAGAAAACCCAGACAGCGACCAGAAGAAGAGUCUGCUCCCAAAAAUGACAAGAAUAAAAACAAAUUAAAUGAAAUUAACUUUCUUUCAGUUCCUGAUCUAGAGAAACUGUUAGAUACAAUGAUGCCAAAUGCUAAAACUAGGGUAAUUAAAGUUCCCUUUUCAAGAACAGUUAGAGUUUAUUUGAGUGAACAGUUUAAUUAUCUUUGAAUUAAAUGUUUAGUAUU